This is a messenger RNA of Ceratina calcarata, 4811 nucleotides long. Its product is annotated as proteoglycan 4. NCBI's taxonomy places the organism in Eukaryota, Metazoa, Arthropoda, Insecta, Hymenoptera, Apidae. The coding region runs from base 146 to 4729 and encodes 1527 amino acids. The transcript is spliced from 5 exons. The record is from RefSeq and is a predicted model, not a curated record.
GGACACCGAUUCGAGUCAGUCAUUCUCUCGCACACUGCGACAACGUCGAGAUUGAUCAGUUUUUACGCGUUCCGUGAUCAGUGAUAAACAACAAGAAAUUUCACAAGAGGAAUCUCGUUGAACGUUUGUUUCCUGCUUGGCAAUAAUGGAUAUACGGAUCUUGGCAUUGUUUCUGUUUAUCAGUGUCGCAGGAUCGUUCGCUGAUCUACGGGCUCCGCUCUUCAGAACUAGGCGAAAUGGAUUGCAAGAAGAAGAUAGCGCAUAUAUGAUGGAUCUCGUCGAGAUAUCCAGGGCGAAACGGCAAUCCGCAAGUUCGACUACUACUGGAAGCAAUAAUAAAUCCGUUUUCUUCCCACCCAUUUCCCCACCAAAAUCAGCUACGCCCAAACCUAAAGAUACUUCCACAGAAGAACCAGAUCCGCCUGAUUCAGAUUCUACUCCCGAUGACAGUACCAAGCCGACUUCACCGAUUACGCCAAAGCCAAUUUCUAGAAUGAUGAUGCGGACUAAAGCGAAACCAAAAACUACGACUCCCGCAUCCACUACACCAGAAACAGAUUCCGCGACACCGAAUCCGGAUCCUGAAUCAGAUACACCAGAAUCAGAAACCUCUGAGGAUACUGAGUCUCCAAAUUCUGAAGAACCUUCUGAAGAAGCUGACCCAACUACAAAGUCCCCCAAACCGAAAUCAAGUACAUCGACUCCUAGUCCAAGGAAACCUUCUAAAAGUAAGUCAAACCCACCCAAAUCUAAUCCGAGUACCCAACCUACUACGACUACUGAGCCUACUGAACCAGACUCUGCAGAACCAGAAGAUUCGGAUCCUGACUCCCCUAAUUCUGAGCCUGAAGAUUCGGAUCCCACUGAUAAAUCCACUACACCUAAGACAAAUACUCCAUCUCCUAGACCAAAGAAGCCUAUCAGACCUAGAUCUACUCCAAAGAGUAAGCCCACUACGACUACUGAACCUACUGAACCAGAUUCAGAACCAAAUUCUCAAGAACCAGAAGAUUCGGAUCCUGACUCCCCUAAUUCUGAGCCUGAAGAUUCGGAUCCCACUGAUAAAUCCACUACACCUAAGCCAAAUACUCCGUCUCCUAGACCAAAGAAGCCUACCAAACCUAGAUCUACUCCAAGGAAUAAGCCCACCACGACUACUGAACCUACUGAACCAGAUUCAGAACCAAAUUCUCAAGAACCAGAAGAUUCGGAUCCUGACUCCCCUAAUUCUGAGCCUGAAGAUUCGGAUCCCACUGAUAAAUCCACUACACCUAAGCCAAAUACUCCGUCUCCUAGACCAAAGAAGCCUACCAAACCUAGAUCUACUCCAAGUAGGAAGCCCACCACAACUACUGAACCUAUUGAACCAGAUUCAGAACCAAAUUCUCAAGAACCAGAAGCUUCGGAUUCUGAAUCUCCUAAUUCCGAACCUGACAAUUCACCUUCUGAUCCAGAUGAUGAAUCCAGUCCACCUGAACCAAAUACUCCCGCUCCUACCCCAAGGAAACCUACUAGACCUAAAUCAAGCAAACCUAGAUCUACUCCAAGUAGGAAGCCCACCACAACUACUGAACCUAUUGAACCAGAUUCAGAACCAAAUUCUCAAGAACCAGAAGCUUCGGAUUCUGAAUCUCCUAAUUCCGAACCUGACAAUUCACCUUCUGAUCCAGAUGAUGAAUCCAGUCCACCUGAACCAAAUACUCCCGCUCCUACCCCAAGGAAACCUACUAGACCUAAAUCAAGCAAACCUAGAUCUACUCCAAGUAGGAAGCCCACCACAACUACUGAACCUAUUGAACCAGAUUCAGAACCAAAUUCUCAAGAACCAGAAGCUUCGGAUUCUGAAUCUCCUAAUUCCGAACCUGACAAUUCACCUUCUGAUCCAGAUGAUGAAUCCAGUCCACCUGAACCAAAUACUCCCGCUCCUACCCCAAGGAAACCUACUAGACCUAAAUCAAGCAAACCUAGAUCUACUCCAAGUAGGAAGCCCACCACAACUACUGAACCUAUUGAACCAGAUUCAGAACCAAAUUCUCAAGAACCAGAAGCUUCGGAUUCUGAAUCUCCUAAUUCCGAACCUGACAAUUCACCUUCUGAUCCAGAUGAUGAAUCCAGUCCACCUGAACCAAAUACUCCCGCUCCUACCCCAAGGAAACCUACUAGACCUAAAUCAAGCAAACCUAGAUCUACUCCAAGUAGGAAGCCCACCACAACUACUGAACCUAUUGAACCAGAUUCAGAACCAAAUUCUCAAGAACCAGAAGCUUCGGAUUCUGAAUCUCCUAAUUCCGAACCUGACAAUUCACCUUCUGAUCCAGAUGAUGAAUCCAGUCCACCUGAACCAAAUAGUCCCGCUCCUACCCCAAGGAAGCCUACUAGACCUAAAUCAAGCAGACCUAGAUCUACUCCAAGUAGAAAGCCCACCACAACUACUGAACCUACUGUACCAGACUCUGCAGAACCAGAAGAUUCGGACCCAGAAUCUCCUGAUUCCGAACCUGACAAUUCACCUUCUGAUCCAGAUGAUGAAUCCAGUCCACCAAAAUCGAAUACUCCCGCUCCUAGCCCAAAGAAGCCUACUAAACCUAAACCAAACAGACCAAGAUUUACUCCAAGAAGUAAGCCCACUGAUCCAGACGAUGAACCAACUUCUCAAGAACCAGAAGCUUCGGAUCCUGAAUCUUCUGAUUCCGAGCCUGACAAUUCACCUUCUGAUCCAGAUGAUGAAUCUAGUCCACCUAAACCAAACAAACCAGCUCCUACCCCAAAGAAACCUACUAAACCUAAAUCAAACAGACCUAGAUUUACUCCAAGAGCUAAACCUACGACAACUACCGAGCCUACUGAACCAGAUUUUGAUUCAGACACUGAACCAAAUUCUGCAGAACCAGAAGCUACGGAUCCUGACUCUGAGCCGGAAAAUUCUAAUCCAGCUGAUGAAACCAGUCCGCCUAAACCAAAGACGCCGGCUUCUAGCCCAAGGAAGCCUACCAGGCCUCAAUUGAACAGACCAAGAUCUACUCCAAGAACGAAGCCCACGACGACUACCGAGCCCACUGAACCUGAUUUCGAUCCAGACAAUGAGCCAAAUUCUGCAGAACCAGAAGCUACGGAUUCUGAAUCUCCUGACAGUGAGCCUGACAAUUCACCUUCUGAUCCAGAUGAUGAAUCUAGUCCACCUAAACCAAACAAACCAGCUCCUACCCCAAAGAAACCUACUAAACCUAAAUCAAACAGACCUAGAUUUACUCCAAGAGCUAAACCUACGACAACUACCGAGCCUACUGAACCAGAUUUUGAUUCAGACACUGAACCAAAUUCUGCAGAACCAGAAGCUACGGAUCCUGACUCUGAGCCGGAAAAUUCUAAUCCAGCUGAUGAAACCAGUCCGCCUAAACCAAAGACGCCGGCUUCUAGCCCAAGGAAGCCUACCAGGCCUCAAUCGAACAGACCUAGAUUUGCUCCAAGGAGGAAGCCUACGACAACUACUGAGCCUCCUGAACCUGAUUAUGAUGUAGACUAUGAUUAUUCGGAACCAGAAGAGCAAACUGAGCCAGAAACUACACUCUCAAAUCCACCUGUCAGAUCACCUAAUCCACCCAAAUCAAACAACCGACCUACCAAGCCGACGAAACCGAAACCAGUCUCCACGACGCCUAACGCAAAGCCCGGUAAAUCUAAUCCAGCUGCCACUUCCCCUAAAACUGAAUCAACGCCAAAGAAACCAAGCUCUCAAAAACCGAGUUCUGGAGAACCAACCAAUCCGUUCGCAAUACCUUCAUUAGAUGCUCGUUUCAGUCCAGAAGAAGACGAAACCGCAGGUCCCAGUAAAAAGCCGAAAACAGAAUCGAACGAACCCGAUAAUAAUCAAUGGGCGAAUCCGAGCUUUGGAACGAAUCCGGUAUAUCCGACAUUCCCAGAAUUCCCUACGUUCUUUAUGCCAUCCUACAUCCCGAACUUCCCGAAUUUCAAUCCGUAUGAUCCCAAUUCAAACGUCGACGGCGCGAUGGACAACGCUAACAGCAAUACAUGGACUGGUGCCAACAACGGGGGUGGAUUCGGGUCGUCUUUCGCCUCUGCCAGUGCAUCCGCUGGAGCUUCCGCUGGUGCUGGAGAUUACAAUCAACCGCCAUUAGUCGUGCGGAGAGGGUCCCCCGGAGACGCAAAUUCAGCCAACGAGCCGAACAUGGUCAUGGGAUCAAAUAACGCACCAGGCAGUAUAGCCGACACACCUAACAUGGCCAACGUGCCGAAUAUGGCUGCUAACGCGGGAACUUAUAGCAAUGUUGGAGUUGGAGGAGGUUCCCCAUUCCCGGAUCCGAGUUUAUUCGCGUUCCCUGGCAAUUUUGACAAUAUUCAACAACAAAUGGCAAAUAAUUUUAAGCAAUGGCAAGAUCAAUUUCAGAAACAGCAACAAGCGAUCUUCGACGCAACCAAUCGUAUAGCUUCGGAGGGAUCUUCUCUACCCGGUGCGCAUACUGCUUAUUCUGCUAUUAAUUUGGGACCAGGCGGUGGUUACCAAGCCGGUGCAAUCAAUCCGGUUGGACCAGGAAUAGAAUCGAGAUUCGGUGAGGACUUACCUCCACCCUCUGGAAACAGUUUUGGAGUUUUCUCCAGUUCUAGUUCUCAGACCCAGGUUGGUCCGGACGGGAAAACAAUUUCUCGCAAAUCGUCGACUACAGGUGUCAAUGACAAUGGGAAAAUUACCUUCCGAACAGUACACGAUUAAAAGAUUUUAAUCGAAUCUACAUAGGCCUUAACCAUUUUAACGGAACAUUUACAAUAAUAAAUAAUAAUUUCCAAUAUUUAAA